Molecule: messenger RNA, 1787 nt
Organism: Brassica oleracea var. oleracea
Lineage: Eukaryota; Viridiplantae; Streptophyta; Magnoliopsida; Brassicales; Brassicaceae
Product: tubby-like F-box protein 2
Exons: 5
Coding region: 434-1561 (375 amino acids)
Molecular function (GO): protein binding
Source: RefSeq, a predicted model, not a curated record
CUCUCUCUCUCUCUCUCUCUCUCUGUUUCUAUCUAUCCUGCCUUUAACGUUUCUUUGAAAACUAUAAGAAAAAGCAGAGACUUCGGAUUCCUUUUUCUUUUCUAAGAAGAGAUAGAGAGAGACAGAGAGAGAGAGGUUCGUUUUGCAUCCCUGAGAUCAGCGGCGGAGUUAUAACGACGGGGGAAUCAUGCAAACGUAGUCACCAACGAAACCGUCUUUCUUCCCGGAGACAAAGAGGCAGCGAUGAUUGUCUCUGUUUCUUCGUUUUCUCUCUCCGAUCUGGCCUCGCUGAUCCGGUGAAGAAGAAGAAGAAGAAGCUCCCCGCCGAUCGAAUCUUGCAGCUCCUUCUUUUCUCGAAAGAGAUUUCUUUUCAAUCAUUUCGUCGUUUGAUCCAUCGAUUUCAUCGAGUUUUUGGCAUGCUGUAAAAAGAGAGAUGUCUUUUAAAAGCAUCCUUCGUGAUCUGAAGGAAGUGAGGGAUGGACUUGGAGGGAUCUCUAAGCGAACCUGGUCAAAGUCUUCCCACAUUGCUCCUGAUCAUACAGUGACACCGUCGGAGAACAUCCCUCAGAGCCCCUGGGCUUCUUUGCCGCCUGAGUUGCUCCAUGAGAUUGUCAGGAGGGUUGAAGAGAGCGAGGCCGCUUGGCCCGCUCGAGCGGCCGUUGUCUCUUGUGCUUCUGUCUGUAAAUCGUGGAGAGGAAUCACAAUGGAGACUGUGAGAGUCCCUGAGCAGUGUGGGAAACUCACUUUCCCUAUCUCAUUGAAACAGCCGGGUCCGCGAGACCUUCCUAUUCAAUGCUUUAUUAAAAGGAACAGAGCAACAGCUACAUAUAUUCUUUACUAUGGCUUGAUGCCUUCUGAGACGGAGAAGGACAAGCUAUUGUUAGCAGCAAGAAGGGUUAGAAGAGCUACAUGCACUGACUUUGUAAUCUCGCUUUCUGCAAAAAACUUCUCACGGAGAAGCAGCACUUAUGUUGGCAAGCUAAGGUCUGGUUUUCUAGGAACCAAGUUCACAAUAUAUGACAACCAAACAGCAUCAUCCACUGCACAAGCUCAACCUAAGCAAGCAUCUCCUAAGUUACCUGCUACAAGCUAUACCUCAGGAAGCAUAACCUACGAGCUCAAUGUUCUUCGGACAAGGGGACCUAGAAGAAUGCAUUGCGUUAUGGACUCUAUACCACUCUCUUCUGUUAUCUCUGAGCCAUCAUUAGUUAAAGAAGAAGUAUCUUCAGGCGAAACCAGCUCAACACACAAAGAGAAUAUCUCUUUGGAUCAGCCGCUGGUUCUCAAAAACAAAUCCCCGAGAUGGCACGAGCAGUUGCAGUGCUGGUGCCUCAACUUCAAGGGGAGAGUGACCGUUGCUUCGGUCAAGAACUUCCAGCUUGUGGCAGACAUUGACCCUUCUUUAGAUGCGCUGCCUGAAGAGCAUGAGAGAGUGAUCUUACAGUUUGGCAAAAUCGGCAAGGACAUUUUCACCAUGGAUUAUCGUUAUCCUCUCUCUGCUUUUCAAGCUUUUGCUAUAUGCAUCAGCAGCUUUGACACCAAACCGGCUUGCGAAGGUUAAAGUUGACUGCUGAGUGAAAUCCAAUUAUCUCUGCAAAUCAUCCAUCAUAGAAGGCCUUUCUGAUCUUCUUUGAGCCAUGAAAAUGCUUUUUGUAUUAUGCUUUAAAACUGCCUAUCCUAAUUCACUGUGACGAAAACUUGAUGGGGCUCUUCGGUGGAUAAGCUUUAAUGAAUGUAAUGAUUGUUGUAUCCAACGUAAUAUAUAAACAGAAAGCUUUACACAACAA